GCCAGCACUGAGCAUGGAGCUUCAUUCACUCGUACACUGCUAAACACAGAAUACUGCAGCCUGCGCACAGAGGGAGAGAGAAAGAGAGAGAGAGAGAGAGAGAGAGAAGAGAGAGAGAGAGAGAGAGAGAGAGAGAGAGAGAGAGAUAAACACCAAAGGGGGAAAAGAGAAGAGGCAUGGUUCGUAAUCAGGUGGUGACCCAGUGCUCUAUACAGAAAUAGUGAGAAGAAGAAGAAGAAGAAGAAGAAGAAGACGACAGAAGGAUGGUUGAAAGAGAAGUUGAGAGGAGCCAACUUGACCCCUGACCCCUCAGAAGAGGAAAGGAGAGGAUAAACAGAACAAGAGAAGGACAUAAAGACAGAGAGGCCAUCCCUUAAAACCCUAAAGAGGAGUAAUGUCCCGCCGGAGCUCCGUGGGUGAGCUGGUUCCCAGGGACAUCUCUGAAAUCCUAGCCCGCGAAGGCAAGGCCCAACGUGGCCAGAAGAAGACCGGUGGUUCCUUGACCUUCAGCUGGUUGAAAGGAAGCAAGAGAAAGAAGAAUGUCACUAAUGGACAGAACCGGACAGGGGGUGGGAUCGGAACUAAAGAGGGAAACGGAACCAAACACGGACAACACCAGAACAACGAUACACCUAAAGCUGGUCCUAAGGGUCAGGAUGAGCAGAAGAGGUUGACAGUUCACUACACAGCCUCCUCCUCACACUACCAGGAGAAUGUGUUUAUCGAGGGCAGUCGCCCUCAGUACCUAGAGGACCUGCACACUGAGGCACGGGAGGGGUUAAAGAUACUGCAACAAGAAGAAUAUAAUAAUGGAGUGGGCUUUCAGGAUGACCAGAGUGGCCUCCCAGAACAGGAUGUCAGCUCCAACCACUGGGAUGGAUGUCAGGAGUCCGGAAGCACCGCCGGGAAUUCUGUUACCGCGGCGACCUCCGCUGCAUCGUCGGCCAUGUCCACGAGACCCGUGCUCACGCGCCAAGGCUCCACGUUCAAGCCUCUGAACCCAGUGAAAAGACUAGAGAAGGGGAAGAACAGGAGCAGGAGGACAACUAUCAUGGGCAUACCCCAGCAGGUCCAGAGAGAGCUGGACCUGCACAGUGGGUCUGCGUACCAACUUCCUUCCAAGCUCCUGAACGGCUCUGGAGGACAAGGUCGUGACAGCCAACCAGAUGUGGUCGUCAUCCCCCCCAUCGACGGAGAGACCCCUCUAGCCAACCACGAUGGAGCUAAGGCAUCCAGAGAGGAGCAGCUGUUGAGACACCACCUCCAGUCUGUUUACAGGGACGACCAGGGCUUCAGGCACCACAGGGGACUGGACUCUCGUCUCUCCUCCACCCAGAGGCCCAAGUCUCUGGCCGUGCCGGGCACGACCUCCUCUUGCUCGGUUGGAUUCCCCAACUUCCUCCAGGAGCCACUUGGUCCGGUGAUGUCCAUCUCUCCCCAGGCCACCUACCUGUCUAAGAUCAUCCCCAACGCCUACCUGCCUUCGUCCGUCGACGUCAUACAGAUUGACCGCAGAACCAGCCAUACCAAUGGAAACAAUGGGAAAGGAACGGUCCACACCGUCAACAAGAGCAGCCCGGCAUCUGUGUCGUCAGCAAGCCCCGCGUCUUCGAGGAGGUCGGGUGGCGAUGGUUGCUAUGACGGCGGCGAAGCCCUUUCCCAUGGUGACAGUAGUUCCCGUGACAAUGGCUCUACGGCGACCACACGCUCAGCGACUUCGGGAUCCGGCUGGAGCCACUCGCAGUCUUCCGAGAUGAUCAAGUCCAACUCCUCCGCCAUCUCCUCCACGAAGGGGAGCUUCGGACCUGCUAACUCACAGACAGUGAGCCUCGUUGGGCAGGAGAGACUGCUGCAGCAGCCUGGUGCUGGGGACCAGGACCUGGUGAGCCUACAAAGCUCAGCUAGCUGGGUCAGCAGCACCAGUAAGGUUACUGGUACUGCAACUGCUCAGGGGGGACCUGAGUCGGAUCUAUCUGGGCCUGUCAGUGCUGGGGAGAUGAGCGAUAUUGGAGGAGACUCUCACAGAUUCUCUCGCAGUCUGUCGGUCAUGAAGACCAAGCUGCCCCCGGCUCCCCCCAGGAGAACCAACUCCCUGCACCAUGAGGAGAUGAUAAAGAGGCGACUGGUGGAGAUUAAAGACCUCAGUGACUCUGUGGGUGGGGAGGUGGAGACUGCGGAGGACACAAGCUUGGUUAUUUUCGAGAUCUCUAAAGAGCUCUACAAAGAAAUCACAAAGAGCUCUAUCCCUGUAUCCAACUCAUCUGUGUUUAACUCUUUAAAUGGUACAAGAUCCUCCACAGCCUCUAAUCCUCUGAGUCCCACACAGCCCCCCCCUGGUGGUAGGCCAGGGUCCAGCAGCUCUUCCCCACAGAAAGCUCCCUCAGAUGGAGAUACAUUUGAAAAGACCAUGUCCCCCUCCAGUGGGUACUCAACGCAGAGUGGAACGCCGACGCUCUCCCUCAAGGGGAUCUGCCCUUUCGCCUCGCCAGGUAAACACCAGAAGAUGCCGGUCAAACCGGAACGUUCCGGUUCAAGAGCUUCCUCCUCGGCAGCCUCUAUCUCGUCUUCCCUCAACUCCCUGUCUUCAGUCACCUCAGAACACGUCAAUCAAGAGGCUUCAAAAAACAUCCCUAGCACACCCCAGCAGGCCUCCCCACCUCCGCCUCUAAGGACAACAGAAGAGCCACCAACGGUGACCACGGUGACCCCGACCCGUUGCUCUGCAUCCCAUGCGAUCAGAGAGCUGCUUAACAUUCCGCCACCCCCCAACAUCAAAGCCCCUUCCCCUCCCCCGGAAACCUGGGUCCACAACAGACACACCUUCGAACUGCUGUGCGGUCCUUGCCCCAACGUCAACAGGCUAGCACAGCUCCAGAGGCAACAGGAACUAAAAGAUGAAGCUGACAUCAUUAAGCAAAAGCAGGAACCUCAAACUGAAGCUAGCAAAGAGCCUCAAGGCUCAGAUGAAAAGCAGGCUACCGUAGAGGAAGUCCCUUUAAUAAAAUCAGAAAGCAAAUACAUUGUUUCGAAAGAAGAAACUGAGCCUACGCUAGAGCAGGUGUCUGAGGUAUCCGAUUGUGUUAGUCAGGGAGUCGAGAGCACAGAAAGUCAAACGAAAGAAAAAGGAAGUUCGGCGAUGAUCGCAGAGAGGGUAGAAGCAAGUGUAGAGGUCCAGAACCAGAACCAAAACCAGGAGCAAAGUAGUAGUAGUAUUGUACAGGUCAAGGAUCAAGAAGAGAGUCUGGAGACACAAGUUAGUUUAGCUACAAUUCCAAAGAAGGAACCCCCUCCUGUCAUGAAGAAAAGUACUCGUAGAAAAGAACCUGUAAUUCAAGUAACAACAGACAUUCAACAAAAGUUGCCAUUUCAUGAGGUCACAGUAGAGGAGAAGGUAGAAUCUCCCAGCGAGAGUGAGAAGUGUUCCCUACAGGCGGAGGUAGAGGUGGUAGCUAAGGAAGUUGAGGUUGAGGUAGUUGCUAAGGAAGUUGAGGUAGUUGCUAAGGAAGUUGAAGUAGUAACUAAGGAGGUCGAAGGUCAGAGUGCUACUGAAAACACUACAGAGGAAAGCCCCACUAAACCAGAGGCAUUUACACAGACCCUUGCCAUGGAGCCUCCCAAAGUGGACAGGGUGUCUCCUCCAGCAUCUCCUCCCCCUGCCCACCACCCUCCUCCACCCCCUUCUAAGACACCUCCCUCCUUAGUGUCCACUCCCCCACCCGAGGUAGAGGAGGAGUGUGAGGAAGAGAUUCUCAUAGUAGAGCCCUGCUGGCCCCCUCCACCCCCACCAGAGGAGCCGGCAGAUUCAGUCUUUGAUGAGCCAGAUGAGAUGGACUUUCCACCUCCCCCUCCCUUCAUGACGGAGAGCUUGCCAGAUGUAGUGGAGAGCUGUAACACAGUCACUGAUGUCCAGGAGGCGUCCAUUGUGGCUCUGGAUGUGGAGGUGGUUACGGAAACUGUGAAUGGAGCAACUGUGGCUGGGGCAACUGUGAAUGGGGAAACUGCAGAUCUGUCACCCAUUCCGGCUCAAAUGGAGAUGAAGGAGGAUAGACCUGAAGAGGUGAUUCUGAAUUCAAAUGCUGUUCCAACUGAUGAAACCAGCUCUGAGGUUUCUGAAUCAGCUGAGCUCCAAACAAUUCCCGCAAAUGAGUCAACUGUUGUUUCUCCAGUUCAGCCCAAUAAGAAAGAGGCAGAGGUCAAGCAAUCUGCCCAGCAGUCAAUCACAAUGCAGGAAGCCAUAACUCAACCAACACAAACUUCUCCUCAGUCACAUGAAGUCGUGGCUCUAUCAGAGGAUGUCCCUCCCCCACCCCAGGAGGCUCCUCCCCCACCACCAAUGAAAACAGCCUUGUUGCCCCCCUCAAGUAUCUCUCCUCCAUCUGUUAUCAGUGUCCCCCUCCCUUCCCCUGUACAAUUUGAAGAUCAGAUGCACUCUGAGCCUGCUGUGAUUCCACCCCCCGUCAAUGUCCCACCUCUUCUCCCCCUCCCAUUUGAGAACCAACCCCCUGCCAGGAGACAGCUCAGCUUGGUGAACAGAGAGACCAGGAGCACAGAGCAUCUGUCGAGGCACAACAGUGCCCCCAUUCCCAAAGAAGACGCCAACAUUCCACUGGUCACACCCUCUCUGCUUCAAAUGGUACGUCCCAGAUCGGUCAACGUCAGUGAAGACCAGAUGAAAACGCCUUCCGACAACGACAAUAAUUACAACAAGGGGAAUCCACCUGCUCACGAUCAGAGUUCAAUCCCAACCCAAAUCCCUGGAUCCCAGAACACAACACCCCAAAAACCAAUCCGGAAAUCCCCAUCUAUAAAAUCCACACCUCUGUCAUUGAAGUCAUCAUCACCGUCGAUCAUCGCCCCCUCGAUGCGCUUGCAGGAAGCUAUCCGCAUGAAGACAGCGGCCAUGUCUUCCAGAGAUGGUCUUCUAACGCGCUUUAGAAUGCCAUCCUCCACCUCAUUCCCCAGGAGCAGUGGUGGUGAAUAUGAGACGUUAUCCCCGAUGUCACCAGAAGGGGGCGACAUGCUAAAGUCCCCCGCUUCCACUGCUAGCUUCAUCUUCUCCAGGAGCUCAAAGAAGGUCGUUAUAGAAACGCCUGUCGCCUCUUCCUCCCCCGAGAUGCAGGCGAGCCUUCAAAAGAACCUAGCCGCCGUGCUCACGAAGGUUUCCGACCAAUCGACGGCUUCCACGGUCACUAACGGCAACGCUGGAAGAACCGGGAUUCCGAGGAGGGUUCCACCACCCGUGGCUAAGAAACCAGUUCUUCCGGUGUUGCCGUUAGCGACCUUGGAGAAGACUGUUUUUUCUAUAGUGACGGGUGGUUCUCAGAGUGAGAGGAGCACUCCGUCACCAAGGGGAACAGAAGCUAACGAGGAGACAGAGACGGUUCGACCUGCGGGCCAGAAAGCACUGACAGAGGACCACAAUACAGCAAGUAAAAUGGAGACGUCUAGCAUUGCAGAAGCACCGAUGCCCUUGUGAAAAAAAGACUGCUUUGUGUGGACUGAACUUUUGUGGAUUGGGACUAAGACGGAGGAACAAAGCGACAACUGCAAGACCCAGAGAGACAGAGAGAGAGACAGAGAGAGAGAGAGAGAGAGAGACAGAGAGAGAUUGAGAGAAAGAGAGAGAGAGAGACAGACAGAGAGAGAUUGAGAGAAAGAGCGAGAGAGAGAGAGAGAGAGACAGAGAGAGAGAUUGAGAGACAGAGAGAGAAAGAGAGCGAGAGAGAGACAGAGAGAUCGAGAGAAAGAGAGAGAGAGACAGAGAGAGAGAGAGAGAGAGAGAGAGAGAGAGAGAGAGAGAGAGAAAGAGAGCGAGCUAUGGAGAGAGAGAGAGAGAGAGAGA
Oncorhynchus nerka (sockeye salmon) is the source of this 5842-nucleotide messenger RNA. RefSeq names its product NHS-like protein 3. Lineage: Eukaryota; Metazoa; Chordata; Actinopteri; Salmoniformes; Salmonidae. The record is from RefSeq and is a predicted model, not a curated record. Gene Ontology annotation, biological process: cell differentiation.